This is a messenger RNA of Candidula unifasciata, 604 nucleotides long. Lineage: Eukaryota; Metazoa; Mollusca; Gastropoda; Stylommatophora; Geomitridae. The record is from the annotation of a GenBank genome assembly.
CUACCUGAAUGCCUUGGACAGAAUUUCUGCCCCAGGGUACAUACCAACAGAGCAGGAUGUAUUGCGGACCAGAGUUAAAACAACGGGCAUUGUUGAAACCCAUUUCACCUUCAAGGAUUUACACUUCAAAAUGUUUGAUGUGGGAGGUCAAAGAUCAGAGAGGAAGAAAUGGAUCCAUUGUUUUGAAGGGGUGACAGCUAUUAUCUUUAUUGUGGCUAUGAGUGAGUAUGACCUGACAUUGGCCGAGGAUCAGGAAAUGAACCGAAUGAUGGAGAGUAUGAAGCUGUUUGACUCUAUCUGUAACAACAAAUGGUUUACUGAGACCUCCAUUAUCCUGUUCUUGAACAAGAAGGAUCUUUUUGAGGAGAAGAUCAAGAAAUCACCACUCAAAAUUUGUUUUCCAGAAUACACUGGGGCCAACACAUUUGAGGAAGCUGCCGCAUAUAUACAGAUGCAGUUUGAGAACCUGAACAAGAAGAAAGAUACUAAGGAGAUUUAUACACACUUUACCUGUGCCACCGACACCAACAACGUGCAGUUUGUGUUUGACGCCGUCACUGACGUCAUCAUCAAGAACAACUUGAAGGACUGUGGCCUUUUCUAG